Lotus japonicus is the source of this 324-nucleotide messenger RNA. Its product is annotated as argininosuccinate synthase, chloroplastic-like. Gene Ontology annotation, molecular function: ATP binding; argininosuccinate synthase activity. Lineage: Eukaryota; Viridiplantae; Streptophyta; Magnoliopsida; Fabales; Fabaceae. The record is from RefSeq and is a predicted model, not a curated record. Bases 1 to 324 code for a protein of 107 amino acids. Gene Ontology annotation, biological process: urea cycle; L-arginine biosynthetic process. The transcript has a single exon. Gene Ontology annotation, cellular component: cytoplasm.
AUGGUUGAGAAUCGGCUCGUAGGUAUGAAGAGCCGCGGAGUUUACGAAACUCCUGGCGAAACCAUCCUGUUCGCUGCAGCAAGGGAGCUAGAGCUUCUGACGCUUGACCAAAAAGCAAUACAAGUCAAAGAUUCGCUAGCCCUUACCUAUGCAGAGUUAGUGUAUGCUGGCAGAUGGUUUGAUCCGCUUUGCAAGUCCUUGGAUGCGUUUAUGGAGGAGAUCACAGCGACCACAACAGGUUCUGUGACUUUGAAACUGUACAAAGGUUCGGUUAGUGUAACCAGUAGGCAGAGCCCCUUUAGCCUGUACAGGCAAGACAUUUGA